Molecule: messenger RNA, 828 nt
Organism: Prunus armeniaca (apricot)
Lineage: Eukaryota; Viridiplantae; Streptophyta; Magnoliopsida; Rosales; Rosaceae
Source: the annotation of a GenBank genome assembly
AUGUCAGUCAGAAAAGUAGGUGAAACUCAGCCUCAGCCUGAGGAGGGUGGUUCUGCACAAACGUCACAGUCAAUCCGCAUUUCCAAGUCUGCUGAAGAUACCGACAAGAAGGGCACAAACAGGAGACUUAAGGAUGUCGAGAUUUGUGUGCCAAUAGUUUAUGGGACAAUCGCAUUCUAUCUUGGUAGGAAGGCCAGUGAGUCUCAGUCCCAUAAGUGGACGGUUUAUGUUCGUGGGGCAACAAACGAAGACCUUGGGGUGGUGGUAAAGCGAGUUAUAUUUCAAUUGCAUCCUAGUUUCAAUAACCCUAUGAGAGUGGUGGAUUCACCCCCAUUUGAAUUAACAGAAUGUGGUUGGGGUGAAUUUGAAAUUUCCAUCAGUCUGUUCUUCCACAGUGAUGUCUGUGAGAGACAGUUGGACUUGUUUCAUCCUUUGAAGUUAUAUACUGAAGACGAAUCUGGGCCCCAGUCAACCAAGAGACCUGUUGUUAUGGAAUCUUACAAUGAAUUAGUUUUCCCUGAUCCUUCAGAAGCCUUUGUUGCUCGUGUGCAGAACCAUCCAGCUGUUGUAGUGCCCCGUUUGCCUGCUGGUUUUAACUUGCCUAAUCCUGAAUCGAUUGAUUGCGUGUAUGAAAAGGGACGAGGGGACACAAAAGAUCAUCCCCUUAGUCAGUGGUUCUUGAAUUUUUCAGAGCCUGAUGAGCUCUUAAAACUUGCAGCGGCUCGUCAGGAGGUGCAAGCCCACAUUGUUAACGUGAGAAGAAAACUGAGUAUGUUGGAUGGAGUGCCCCAGCUGUCCAAACCACCCUCUGGAUACGAAUAUACAUGA